Molecule: messenger RNA, 645 nt
Organism: Symbiodinium sp. CCMP2456
Lineage: Eukaryota; Dinophyceae; Suessiales; Symbiodiniaceae
Source: the annotation of a GenBank genome assembly
AUGAACCCCCGAGGCGAGGACGUUUUUCCGGUGUACUCUGCGUUCACACACACGGUCCGAUUAGCCAUCUUCGGGGACUUUGACCUCUUUGAAUACCAGGGCCAAGACACUACGUUUGAGCAAGUGGAGGGCGAGUGGGCACCGAAGGACCCUAAUCCGACAGACUUGGAGCACCUCCCUUACAUCUACCUGCAGCUCUGCUUCUUCUGCACGGGGAUUGGCAUUACGGUGCUGCUCAUGCUGAUUGCCAUCCUAAGCCAGAACUACGAGAUGCAACAGGAUCGCGCACAAGGGCUCUUUGUGCAGGCCCGUGCGAGAAUGCUGCUGGAGGUGCAGCGCAGGCCUUGGAUGAUGGUGGGCGCCUGGCUCGGUCGAAAGCUCUUGGACCCCGCGGCCGAGAAGCCCCCGCCCCCGCCCCCUUACUGGCAUCUUGGGAAGCUGGCCGAGAUCUCAUUGAGCCCUCUCACAAUGAUCAUGGAGCCUCUUGUGAGGCAAGGGGCGUAUUACCAGAAGAAUAUAUUCGAGCGAUUCUUGCAGCGUGCUCUCUGGAGCCCGGUCUCGAAGUACAAAGUUUUGGCCCUUGGCGUUCCAGAAGCUUGCUUCGACAAUGGCAGAGCUGUGAACGUGUUGCGUUGCCUCUGCUAG